Messenger RNA from Plasmodium fragile, 8133 nucleotides. RefSeq lists its product as uncharacterized. The transcript has a single exon. Lineage: Eukaryota; Apicomplexa; Aconoidasida; Haemosporida; Plasmodiidae. Bases 1 to 8133 code for a protein of 2710 amino acids. The record is from RefSeq and is a predicted model, not a curated record.
AUGGAACCUGACCAGCUCGAACAUCACACUGAACCAAAGGGACAUGAACAAAAUAAUAAUAUCAAUGAGAACCGUUAUAACCAUCUUAGGGAUGAUAGCAGAAUAGGAAACGAAAACGUAAAUAGCACUCAGUUACGAAAUAAUUCCUCGUUCAUAUCUUUAAAAAAUUAUAAACUUGGAAGAAGACCAUCACGUUAUUCAUACCUACAUAAGGACAAGACACAUACAGAUAAAAAAGAUAAUACAGAUACUAUACAUAAUACAGGUAAUACAAAAAAUAAUGAUAAAAAAUAUACACAGAAAAAGGUUAAUACUAUUCCAAAUACAUCCAUAAAAAAAACACAACGUGACGUCCAUGUAGAAGUGACGCAAGGGAUUAAUCUGGACUAUGUUUGUGUCCUGAAUGACGAUUCCAGAAUAAUUUUAUUACUAUUUCCAUAUAAUCCUGAAAUUUAUGCUUUUAGAGAAAUGAAAUUUUACUCAGAACAUCACUACGAACUGGCCCAAGCUAUCAAAUGGGUAUUUAAUGUAGAAAUAAAACGCAUUGAGGGUAUUAUAUCUAAGAGUAUGCAUACAUGCUUAGAUCAAACAAGAGAAUUGAAUACUUUAAUAUAUCACUUAGAAAAUCCAGAAAAACAUGGAAUUCAAGAAAGUGACUACGAUGGUAAGAAAAAAGAGUACAAAACCAAACUUGAUAAAUUACAACAAUGCAUGAAAAUAAAUUAUAACAAUAAUAAAACGGAUAUUCAAAAAACUAAGGGAAAAACCUACGAUACUAUAUGGGAUAUAUCGUGCCCUCUGUUUAACUACUGUAAAACAUAUAUAUAUCAUAAUGUUGUUGUAGUACGUAAAAGAAAUGUUACAGAAUAUAACAUCGCACAUAAUACUUCUUUUAUAAAUAACGUUAUGCAAAUACACAAGUCUGCUCAUGAUAUAUUAGGAAAAGUAAAAGAACAGUUAAAAAAACCUCUUGUCUUUCAAACAACAGAAUUUAUACUAGAGGAAAUUAAGCAUAUUGCGGAUACUAUGAACCUUCACUUAGAAGCAGUUAAUAAAUCAGCUGAAACUAUAGAUACACUUUCUAAACAACCUUGGAGCACAUAUUUCCAUAGAUAUGUUCUUCAAGAUAAAUUCUUCUUUUUAGCCUACAAUUACUCCACUUUCAAAAUUAGUACGGAAUCUUUAAAAAAAUUGGAAAAUGUGUCGAACAGCAAAUUAGAAAAACUUUAUCACACUUUUACAAUAUUGGAGGACGGUCUCAACUAUAAUAUAAAUACUUAUAUGUCCACUACAUAUUCGAUGUCCAUGAUACAUUCUAUUCUCUCUGAUUCUGAAGAAAUUGUACAAUCUGUAGAAAAAUUACGCAAUUCUAGUUACGACCAGAUAAAAGAGCAUAUACCUUAUUCGAAUGUUCAAAUAAAAAAGACUAAGGAAAUUUUAGAUCAAAAAAUUCUUACAUUAGAACAAUAUCCAAAAGAUUCGAGGGAGUUAAUUAAAAAAGUAAAUGAAACAUAUACAUUAAAAUUAAAAGCAAGUGUAGAAAUAGAAAAGUAUAGAGAAAAAACUGAGGGGAAAAUGAGUUCUCUAGAAAAAAGUAAGAUACUCCUAGAGGUUUUAAACAAAAUACAAUCCAAAACAAAUGAGAUAACCAAAAUUAAUCAAGACGUAGAACAAUAUUCAAAACAGAUGAGUAGUAUUAAAAGCAAAUUUCAACAAUCAGAAAAAAUUAUUAAUGAGGAUGUGCACAAAAUUAAAGAAUUAAUUGAAAAUGAAAAACAACAUCGUUUCAUGAAAGAGGAAAUAAAAAAACAUUUGGAAUAUUUUCCUGUUGCGUUGGAUAACAUAAAAAAAAUUAUUUCCGAGAGGGACAAAAUAAAAAAUUAUAUUCUAAGUAUUGAUAAUUUGAUGAAAGAUGGUCCCUAUGAUUCGAACGAAUUUAUCACUAAAAAAACGGAAUUGCAAAACAAAGCAAAAUCAAUCAUGGAUUCAUUUUAUAACGAAAAUUCAUUACAAACUUUUGUAGACAAUUUAGCACAAUUUUACACAAAGAAUCAAACCGUAAACAAGGAAGAAAAUACUAAAGAAGAAGAAGCGACUAAAAUAUUGUACGAAAAAACAAAAGAACAAUAUGAUCGACUUGUAAAUAUGAACUGUGAUGGUAUACCCAAAAUGUUAAAUGAUUUGAGUGAAGUGUUAAAUAGUCUCUCACGAUUAAAAAACGAUAUUAUCACGGCAUAUAUUCAAUAUAUGAUCGAAAAUGUGUCAAGUUCGUUCAACAAACUAAAUGAAGAAAAUAACCGAAUAAAAAAUACUUUGAACAAUUACGAGGAAUGUGCGGACAAACUUAAAACCUACACAAAUAAAAUAAAUAACAUAAAAGACAAAUUCCGCACUAUAUUAAUCAAAAAAGUGGAUGAAGACGUUCCAGAAGAAAAAACUAUCUAUGAAGAAUAUACAACGUAUAAGGACCAUGUUGCUAAUAAGGGAAGCACAAUAGCGCACCAUAUUGACGCAUUCAAGGAAAAUAUAACAAAAGCUAAUGAACAAAUGGAAGCCUACAAAAAAGUAAUACAAAUAACAGAAAUACAGAACAGUGAGAUAUAUCAAAAAACUAAAAUUUUGUUAGACGUUUUUAAAACUAAAAACGAAAACUCAGAAUUGGAAAAACUUCAAAAGCAAUUAAGACAUCACAAAGAAUCUGUUAGUAAUACUAUAAACCAAAUAGAAAACACGAAAAAGGUUAUAGACACGCUAAAGUUAUUACAUACUCUUAUGAAAAACUCUAAUGAAAACACACAAUCGAUUCUAAAAAUAAAAGAGAACAAGAAUCAUUUAAUAAACAAAAUAGAUAACCAUAUUCAAGAAUUAAAUAGUUACCAUAUAAUAGAAGAAAAUGACAGAUCAUCCCUUUUAAACAUGUUAAAAGAAGAAAAAAAUAAUGUAGAAAAGGAAAUACCUGACGCGCCCAUAUCUACAUUAGAAGCACAUGAAAAUGAAUUGAAGGGUUACUAUGAAAAGGAAAAAAACAAUAUGGAAAAACAGAUAGUAACCAAUGCGGAUGAUCUGGAAAAAUAUCAAACUCAGUGCAAAAACACACAACAAGAAAUACACAAAUUCAACGUUAUUUAUCAAGUACUAGAAAAUAAAAUAGAAAAGUUGAUAAAAGAUCAACAUAGCCAAAUUAUAACAUUGGGUAAUAAACUCAUAUCAACGACGAACACGGACAUAAAUGAAAAAAUCGAGCGGAAUCUAAAUUUUCUGAAGGGUAUAAAAAUAAAAAUGAACGCUUUUAAUUUUGACGAAGACGUUAAAAAGGACAUAGACCAUAUGGUUCAAAGCAGGAUAAGCGCUUUUAAAGACAAAUGUGAAAAAGAUAUAUUGCAACAUAUAAAUAAUAAUAUCGAAAAAAUAAAUAGUGUGAAACAAAACCAUGAUGCAUAUAUGAAAGCGUUCCACAAAGAAAAAGAUCACAACAUCGAAUUCAAAGACGAAAAAAGCAACAUGGAAAAUAUUUAUGGAGAAAUGAAAAAAAAAACACUCGACAUAUUAAACAAAAUAGAAAAUGAACAAAGCACUAUAUUAAACCAAGUAGAACAAAUCGAAAAGGAACACGCAAUAAUUUUAAUUCAUCACGCUGUUUACAUGAUCGAUAAGGAAAACACAAAAGCUAAAUCUGUAAUGGAGGAUAUCGAAUCCUCCAAAACAAGAAUAGAUGAAAUCAAAGGUAACACUGAAGAAUUCAAACAGAACCAUAUGAAUAAUUUUGAAUAUGAAGAAUAUUACCAGAAGGCUAUACAAAGCAAUAAGGAAAUAAAUGUAUUUUCUACAAAUGCCACAAACGAUAAGAACAACGCAGACAAAAUUGAAGAUAUAAACAAAAUAAAAGUUAUCAAAAACAAAAUUAAUGAUUAUCUGUCAAAAGUAAAGGUACAAUAUAAUUGUAUGGAAGAAAUAAGAAAACAAAUGAAUAGUAUGAAAGAUUUACUAGCUUCGGAUAGUUCUAAUACGAUAGCUAAAAAUAUAUUAAAUAACACACAAGAUGCAUUAAAAUUCAAUCAGGAAGCGAAAAACGAACUUAACAAAUCAAAUAAAUUAUUAGAAGAAGUAGCCGCUCAGAUAACUGAGGCAGAGCAACAUAAAAGCAAAAUUGACAUAACCUUGGAAGAUGAACAAAUAAUUGACCAAAUAAACAAGAUUGAACUAAUUAAUCAUGAAAUUUUGAAUAAAAAGAAAAGAGAAAUGGAGUCCUAUUUACGCAAGAUAAAAGAAUAUAAAGACAAAUGCACAACUCAAGUCAGCAAUUCAAAUAGAGGAAAAGAUAAAAUUGAAUUCUUGAAAACGGCUAAGAACAACAUAAAUAGUAGUUUGAAUAACGUUCACAUGAGUAACAUAAACGAAAAUAUAAAAAAAUCUGAACAAUAUUUAAAGGAUAUAGAAGUUUUUGAGACAAAAGCUACUAACAAUGUAAAUUUAUUCAUGCAACAUGAACAAACCAUCAAGCACACUUUGCAGCAAUCUCAGAUUCUAGGAAUAGAAACUAAAUCGAAAAAGAAAAUUAACAAAGCAACAGAAAUAAUGGAAGAAAUUAAAACAGAGUAUUCUAAAAUUCAAAAAAAAGUGAAUGAUUUACAAGAAACAUUGAACAUAUUAAAAGAACCCCAGAAUAUCGAGGACACAGAAGAUGAGCUCGAAAAUCAAACGUCUACCAAUGCAAAAGUAAUUAUACAGAGCAAUCUAGAACGAGUCAAACAUAUGUUAUCACAACUUACGCAUAUUAAGCAGGAAGAAGAUAACAUAUUUAAGAGAGCCACAGACACGAUGAAUUCUCUAAAAAAAACCUCUUAUAAUAAGGAUGCCAAAACAUUAGACACGGUAAAAAAAGACGAACCUAAAUAUAUAGAGUACUUAUCCCAAAUAACUGCAUAUGAAAAUCAAAUCGUCACAGAAAUGAAUAAGCUAAACGGAAUCAGUUCGAAUGUUGUAAGUAUACAAAAGGAAUUGAAUGAAUCCAGAAAAAAUUAUGAAAUUGGUCUAUUGCAAAAGAUAGAUGAAAUAGGUAAAAGUAGGAAGCCAAAUAUGGAUUUAAAAAAAAAAGAGUCCAUAAAUUCAACGAUGAAUUCCUUUUCUUCCUUGUUUAAUGGCCUAGAUUUAAAUCAAUAUGACUUUAAGAAAAAUACACAUGAUUACCAACAAAAGAUGAAAAAAAUACAUAACAAAUUUGACGAAGCGCUAAAUAAAAUUGAUGAAAAUUUAAAAAAGGCGUCAGAGGAGAGCGCAAAUUAUACUUUAGCCAAUCAACUCAGACGAGAAGCUCAACAGGAAAAAGCCAAAUUAAAAAAUAGCGAAGAAGAAGCUAUCAAGUACAUACAAGAAAUUGAAAAAAUGGAAUGCAUGAGAUUUAUAAAUCACAUGAAACGAAAUUUAGACAAAAUAAGUACAUCCAUCAAUAAAGAAAAAUUAAAAAUUAAUGAAGGACAUGAAUACAUCCAGCAGUUACUGCAAGUUAUUAAAAAAGCAGAUGAUAUAUCCGAUAUAUCCGAAAAAGUACAACAGGCGGAAGAAAAAUAUGCAGAAUUGCAGACGACAAUACACUCUACGCAUAAAAACAUGGCAAAAGACAUGUUCAAACCUAUAGUUACCUGCGCAAAGUUUAUUAAUAUUAAAAUAAUUCCAGAAUUGCCUCUAACCGGUACAUACGUAAACGCAGCAGUACAAUUAAAAUUUCAACCGGAUGCUAAAGUAACCUUAAGAACAGGAAACAACUCGCAAACCGCAACCGAAUUAGAUCUCCAGAAAAAUAUACAAAACGCUUACCAUGUGGCUUUGGAAAUACACAAAUGUGCAAACGAAAUAGAUGCACAACAAAUGCAAAACAAACAAUUAAUGGUCACAGUAAACGAAUUACAUCAUAAAAUGAAGUUCAUAGAUGAAUUAAAAAAUAAAGUUCAAAUUGCGAAGAGUAAUGAAAAUGCUGUAUCGGGUAAAAUAAUCGGCAUUUCUAACAAGAUUGCUGAAUUAGACUAUCUUUCAUGCAGUGAAAGAAGUUAUGAUAAACUUUUAGACGAAACAGAGCAAACAAAAUUAAAAAAUAUACGUGAUUCAUUUAAUCAACAAAAGAACGUAGACGAAAAUAUGGACUUCAAUUUAAAAGAUAUAGAAAAAGAUUUUUUCACUUCACAAACAUCCUUAACAACUGUUGAACAGGCAGUGGAAGCUUUAGAGGCAAAUGAAACCACUACUGAUAACCUGGAAAAAAAAAAUGAUCAGAUCGAAGCAGUACAUAACAAUAUAGGAAAUAUAGAAAAAAAUAUUGCACGUCUAAAUACAUAUUUAGACAAAUUAAUACACAGGGGAAGAAAAUGCGAAAUAGCUAGGUACACAUCCUUGAGUAAUAAUGUUAAAAGCAAAAUAAAUGCAGACGAAGAAAUAAUCGAUAAUAUGCAGGAGCAAAUUAGUCAAUAUUUGACAUUUGUGCAAGAUAAUUAUAAUGCCACCGUGGAGGACGUCCUUACAUUAAAUGAAUAUUUUAACAAAAAAUUGGUACCUGAUCACCUUGCGACUAAUUUUGAACAAUCAAAUAAUAAAUCGGAAGAAUUAUCUACAGUGGUAGAACAAUUAAGGGCCAUAAUAAAUAAUAUAAAAAAUGCCCUCAUAGAAGUUAACGACGAAGAACCUAUAUUUACUUCGUUAGAAAACAGUGCACAAGAAAUAGAAAAGCUGUACAAUACAUUAUAUGAUAAAAAAAACACACUGAAUGAAAUUUACAAAACAUCCGUUCUCGUGAAAUCGCAAGAAAUGAAAUCAACUGUUGAUAAAUAUAUCAAUAUAGCUGAAAUAUUCAACAACGUUUUAGACAACCAAAAAUUGAGAAUUAUAAAUAACAAUAGUAGUAUAAUCCAAGUUAAAAACAUGAUAAAUAUACAACUUAAGAAAUUAGAAGAUACGGACAGCACAUUUACAUUAGAAUCUAUAAAUACGUUUCAUAAAUUAAGCGAUGAAAUUCAAACGAGUAUAGAUAAAUUCAAAAAACUAGAUCAAACUAAUCGCCAAGAACAUAAAAAUGUGGGAAUGCAUAAAGAACGAAUUGCACAUUUCAUAAACAGAAGGGAUAGCCUGAAAAAUGCAGUAAAAGAACACGAACAAAAUACAAAUUUAAAAAAAUUAAGAGAGGAUAUACGAAAUCACGUAAUUAAUAACAUAAAAAAUACUAAUGGAAAACUUAUCAACUCAGAUGAUCUUUACAUUAAAUUAAUGAAAAAAGUUGAUGAAAAUUAUGAAUUGUGUAAUAAUAAAUACACACAAAAUUACGUUUCUCAAGUACUACAAAAAAUCGAGGAUCUGAAAAAACGCUUCAACGAAAAUUUACCAGAAAAGGAAAAAGUUUUACAAAUUAAGAGCAACUUUAGUGACAUUAAAUCCAUAUUUGAUCAAAUAAAAACGCUUUAUAACGUAAAAGUAUUCAUAACGGACAUGUAUAGAAAAAUUGAUGCUGAAAAGGAAAGUGUAAAGGAUCAGACAAAUAUGGAAAAAUUAGAAUUAACAAUACAAAAUGUUACAGAUAUGAAUGAUGAAGUGAAAACUUAUUUAUCCAAUUUUACUAAUGCCUUAGAAAGAAUAAAUAUCAUGAAAAAAGAAAUAGACGAUUUAUUCAGCUCCCUACCCUCAAAUAAUACAAAUCCGAACGAAAAUGCAAAAGAGUACGUAAACGGUUCAGUAGAAAUCAUUAAUGAACUAAAUAGAAAUAUUUCUAAAAUAAUCGAACUACAGCAUUAUGCUGAAGGCGUGAUAACAAAAUUAGAAGAGGUAUCUAAGUUAACACGCCCACCUGUUAAUGACUCAAAGGAUGAGACGCAAAUGUUAUCAUACGAAACUGAUAGCACAAAACACGACAAUUCACAGAGUGAUGAUCAUUCAGAGACAAAAAAUACAAAUGGACAAAUUCGUCUGGCAGGAGCCAUUAUUAUUGGUUUGUCUCUCAUUUCCGGAGUUGUCCUAUUAAACGGUAAGCAUAAUCCUAAUGAAGAAGACGAACACCAUGAACACGACCAUCAUGAAGCAUUUGAGGAUAACAACGACUAUAAUAUGUACCAUAAGGAUGAAGUCAUUGAAGUUUGUUUCAAUGACAGCGAUUAG